CUAAGUAUUAAAUUGCUCUUGAGGGGAUUCUGGUAUUUUAUUGAUAACAUGUUGAAGCAAACGGGAGGUUCUCCUUCACAGUGAUUCUGAACUUAUCUGGAGGAUAAUAUAUGUUAGAUUCAACUUGACCUCGCCUGAGUUUUUGUGGAUCCUGUUUCAUGCGGUGCAGAGACGGCGCCAGAGGCAAAUAAUGGAUCUAGCCAUGGUUGAAGAUAACUUUGAUUGGCAUUCUCUUUGCGUGUGUCAAGAGUUCAAACCAAAACGUGCAGCAAUCUGUCUUUCACGCAAGAGCGAUAACUUGCCGAAUUUAUCAAAGUCCACCACGAUUUUUAAAGAUAACUAGUUUUUUUCGUACUUUUCAUCGACGCAAAACGGGUAAGAACCUUGGCAAACGGUUGCGCGUACUCUUCUAAGAGGCAAGGUUCAACCUUCUUCUUGAGCUGAAAAUGUCCAUGAAACCGGCGCCACCUGAUCGUUUGUUGAGACGAUGCAACAGCGAGCCACCACUCAGCUCUCGUUUUGCACUUGCACUCGAAACAAGAAGACACGGGGGGAGCUCCUGUUCUUUUCCUGAGAAUGCAACAAGUACUAAGUCUAAGCUUAUUCAUAGCAACACUAAACGAGACAGGAACAACAACCUUUCGGCACCAAUGCUACCGAAAUUGUACGAGAAACCCCCGACAAAUCGCUUGAAGAAAACAGGCGGUCAUCAUAAAGUGGAUAAGCACUCGGGGACUUUACUACCGUCGUUUACUUCGCUGGAAAAACACAAUAUUGUGACUCCAAGACAGCGCGGGAUUCAGGCAAAUAAGUUUCACCUGAGAAGUCGGUAUAUGAUCGAUCAAACUUUUACUCAGCAAUCUGACUCUGUCGAGGAGAAUUGUAGCCCGUUGAGACAAAAGGUCAGAGAGAUUGUGGGCUCGAAAGGUACGCAAAUUAAUGGCAAUCCCGACAAGCAAUUAGCCUGUAACUUAGUUUUACACCCGCCGUCUAGUGGCCCCCGAAGACUCUCUGUUAUAACAGAAAAAUCAUCAUAUUCUAAGAAUUCAAAAACAGCGAUUUUUGACCUUGAAGACUAUGACUUCGAGGUGAAAGCUACGGGAACACCGGAGCUACCUUCAGUAGACACAGAUUCGACAACACAAAAACCUCUCUUUACGAAAAAGAACUCUCAGAAGUUACAAGAACAUGUGAUCAAGACAGAUAAACAAUAUAAUCCCGUUGAGAGCAAGGCGGUAUUGUUGUGUAAUUGGUUAAAGUCGUUACAGGCGGAAUGAUAGUUUAUAGUAUCAGUAAUCAGAUGUCGCAUGUCAGAAUCGCGUGUGUAUUUAAGAGUGGCGUGAUCGGUUUGCACACGAAUAUUUAAAGAAUAAAAGCAGACUCGAUGCCUUUCAGUACGGUGUUACACUGAUAGAGAAGGGGCCUGUUUUUGUGUAAAACCAUCAAAUAGCUGCAUUCCAAGUUGACAUUGAUGGAUGUUAAUAAACGCAGUGUGACAUUUAUGAUUUGCAAACAAUGUGUACUAUAAUGGAUCCAUGACUAUUAAAGACAACAUCAAAUGAAUUAUUUUAAAAAUGUUCUCUAUGUGCAAACUUGUUUCUUUAUUAAAAGCCCCCAUUGCAGUAUA
Nematostella vectensis (starlet sea anemone) is the source of this 1627-nucleotide messenger RNA. RefSeq lists its product as uncharacterized. The coding region runs from base 447 to 1277 and encodes 276 amino acids. The record is from RefSeq and is a predicted model, not a curated record. The transcript has 2 exons. Lineage: Eukaryota; Metazoa; Cnidaria; Anthozoa; Actiniaria; Edwardsiidae.